This is a messenger RNA of Paracoccidioides brasiliensis Pb18, 1197 nucleotides long. RefSeq lists its product as uncharacterized. The record is from RefSeq and is a predicted model, not a curated record. The transcript has 3 exons. Bases 1 to 1197 code for a protein of 398 amino acids.
AUGUCUCGACAACAGCCUGAAAACAUGGCUCUCUCCAUUAUCGUGGAGGCAAAUUUAUUUACAGCGAUGAGAGCUACCACCUUCAGCACAUACCCCGGUGACACUCUAGCCCACAUUUUAGGAGCACGUCUUGACCGGGUUCAACCCCAAGGUCCUGGAGGACAACGAAGACCAGUCAGAAUCAUGUCGAACAUAGAUGAUGAUCCUCAUCAGGGUGUCGACAGUGAACGCUGGACUUUGACAACGGAUCCAACCGUAUCACCAAAUCACCCUGAAUGGUUUGAUGCUUAUGUAACUCAACCUAUCAAAAUCAUUUCCCCACCAUAUCCUCUUUAUAUGCCUGGAUGGGAAGCUGAUGCUCAGCGGGUAUUCUCGCAAAGAUCGGAACAAUAUGUUCCCAUUGUGCGGCACGGAGUCAUGUAUACAGAGUAUAACCCUAGUACGAACCUCAAUAUCCUUAUCGGAAACGGCGAGAACGCCACUGCAGGUUUUCCUUUCCACGCGGUUCGCAACCUUGCCAUGCUCUUACUAGUAUACGAACCGGAGCUCGAUCGAAUGGUUCGGCUCCCCACAUAUAUUUGCCACCCAAAUAAUCCAAAACGUUGGGUUUCUCCGCUAAGAAGCCCUCACUUUCAACCUCCAAAUGUUCCCGAGGACUUCUCGCGUGCUUCUCUAGCUUCCCAUCUCCUGGAUACAUGCCCCGAUAUGCAGUCACUCAUUUGUGCCUUCAACCCAGAGCUUCCCGAAUCAGAGCAGCCGGCUAAGCACUAUUACUUUAAAUAUGACUUCUCCUCACAUCUGGAUGCUACAGGAGAAUGCACCCCCGGCACAAAUCAGAACGAUCCGGACUCUCCACCAUCCGAUGGCCAGUCUACGCGAAAGACACUACAAUUCCGCCUUCCAAGCGUAUUGGUGGUGGACCCUGAAAUAUUAAUUCAUUGGGCUAGAUUGCUGGGCGGUCUGGUAGAGUUUGCAAGCGAGGUGAACCUCAACACACUCCAAGAAACCCUGGGAAUUUCUGAUCAUGGACCCUCCCCUGCCGAAGGGAACACGACAGUCGGUCCAAGACCUCCAGAAUUUGCUGCUCCACAACCACCAGGAUCGCUACUGCGCUUGUUGACAGCCAUGGAACAAGCUAAUAUUCAUCUCGAUUCCGACACGGCUCGCUUUUGGCACCGACGAAGAACGAGAGGGUGA